CGAUUCUCUUUCUUGCUUCCUUGUUUCUAUUGUUGUGUUUCCGGUAUUCCUACUAGUCCAAUUUAUUCAGGUUCAAAGUACAAAAGGAGCCGGCUACACAAGUUGAUUCUAGUUUCUUGCACACCUUCUGUUCCCAGACGUACGCAAACCCUCUCCAUCCCAUACCCUCAUUCUGUACCGUUCACGGUCCAAAUCACCCAAAGCAACUUUCAUCGCGAGCUCUAUCAUGGUAUCAUUCGAUAAGUUUGUUAGUAGGAGCUAUCCCAUCCUCAUGGGAUCAAUAACCCUCUUCACCAUCAUUGAACUGGCAAUAUCUGCCUUCUUGGUGUCACGAUAUAACUCACGCCACGAUUAUCCUAGCACAAGCGUGCGAGACCAGUCACGGUUCCUCUUGUUCUGUUCUGUGUGGACGUUAUUCAGUGCACCUGUGUACCUCUUCCUCUUCUUUUGGAAACCAUGGAGAUCCGUCAUCUCUUCCACUAUAUCCCAUCUCGUUUGGACUUCCCUGUCCUGGAUCUUCUGGUUUUCUGGUGCAGUCGCCAUUACUGCAUCACUUGGUGGAGGUAAUAACUGCUCUAACUUGGAUUACAAUCUUCCAUAUUGCAACCACCUCAAUGCGCUGGAGGGAUUCGCAUGGAUUGAAUGGAUCCUCUUCACCGCCUUCUUCCCUGUUGUAAUCUUUAUUGCACAACGUGCAUACAGGAGCGGGUCUCCUCUUCGCGGCGGUCUCAUCAGCACCAGAGUCUAAUUCCGAUCGCGGUGAUGGGGAUUCAAAUGUGUGUGCGUGCCGAUCCCCAUUACAUUUUCUGCACGAUAUACCAACGGAAUCGA
This is a messenger RNA of Cantharellus anzutake, 831 nucleotides long. RefSeq lists its product as uncharacterized. NCBI's taxonomy places the organism in Eukaryota, Fungi, Basidiomycota, Agaricomycetes, Cantharellales, Hydnaceae. Gene Ontology annotation, cellular component: membrane. Bases 227 to 748 code for a protein of 173 amino acids. The record is from RefSeq and is a predicted model, not a curated record. The transcript has 7 exons.